Molecule: messenger RNA, 4940 nt
Organism: Haliotis rubra (blacklip abalone)
Lineage: Eukaryota; Metazoa; Mollusca; Gastropoda; Lepetellida; Haliotidae
Product: sarcospan-like
Exons: 3
Coding region: 722-1570 (282 amino acids)
Cellular component (GO): dystrophin-associated glycoprotein complex; sarcolemma
Source: RefSeq, a predicted model, not a curated record
AAAUAGACACUGGUGUGUGGAACCACUGUUGUAACACUUUCAUUUCUUUCUUUUGAAUCGGCUCCUUAUAGAGGAUAAGUAACAUUUAGUUUCCGAAACUCUGCAACACUUGAUUAAAAACAGUGCAAGUUCCGAGUCGAUAGUAUUCCCGCUGAGUUGGAGUAGAUCAUGAAUCCCACUUCCUUCAUAUCUAGUGACAUAUCAGGAGCAAGAUUAGAAUAAACUCUCUAUUAUCCCGGAUCUGAUCCGAUCUGAUCUGCUCAAGCUGAAGUGGGAGAUAGCUCACAGCAUGCAGACAAGCCACAUGAAAUCUAAACACACAGUUGAAAUUACAUCUGCAUUUGCCAUUUCUUCAGGAAUCCGCCUGUAUAGCCACCAAGAAGGGUCUAUAUUUAGAGACAGUGGUUAUAGUGAGGCUGGCUCCAGCUGUAGAACUGUAGGCAGUAGUACAGAGACAUCUACAGGGACACACUUUACCCAGAAUCGUGUUUUGACACUCCAACACUGUGAUGUGAACAUGUGCAGUGUCGAAGAUGUGUUGUGACUGCUGUUUCCAGGAUGGCUCCACAACAGCACUGACAACAGCGCCGACAACACCCCCAACCUCCGUCUGACCAGGCUCACCUGUGAAGCUCUGAUUGUCAGAGAAGGUGGAACAAGAUUUGCCGUUUUUUGAGCUUGUUAAUCAAGGCGCCGAUACUAAAAGGAGGAUCAAAGCAGCAUGGUGAUUACCGGGCGGCCUCGGGCUCACUCCGCUUCCUCUAUAAAGUUCAAUUUAGUUUCUCCUCACAGUAAACUCGACCGUGGUACGGCACACAGCACACCGGAGCUCAGAUCUAUGCUCAUUGAACUGGAGACUACAGUCCCACAGAACCUUGUCCCUCCCAACUUCUCCAACUGUCACCGGCCCCGCCCGGCCAGGAGGAAGAAGCGGAGACAAAGGGACGUUGAAACGGGGCGGUGCUGUUGCUGUGGGUGUUGUCACUGUUGUCGAUGUUGUCGUAUUCACAUUUUGUUGGUCAUUCUUCAGGUGUUGAUUGGCUCUGGGAUAACAGCCUUAUCAUUCUACCUGGAGUUUUAUCUACCUGUAAUAAGAGCUAGAGAGAGGCCAUAUUGGGCAGGCAUUCCGCUGUGCAUUGCAGGAGUGUCGGGUAUAUACUACUGUGCCACAAACUUCACAUCAUUCUCAGGGACGAGGAAAGCAUUUGUCACUAAGGCCGUGUGUCUCUUCUUCUCCGUGAUCGCCAUCUUCCUCUGCAUCAUCGCCACCACCUUCCCUGUCAUCCACCUCAGCCGCAUAUUCACAUUCGCCACAUGUCGCCUCUCCGACAACAACUGCCUGUGUUCCAUGACGGCUGACUUUGAGUCCCGUGUGUUUGAGUAUUUUGAAGUGGCAGACUGCCGUGUUGUCCAGGAGGAAGUGAGACUGUACCUCCUCAUCAUGGGCGGAUUGUGUUUGUUAGGAUUCAUCAUCUCGCUCUGGUUCGUCAUACUUGUCUGGCAGGCUCGGUAUGGCAAGUUUUAUUCAGGACUUCGUCGGCAACAAUCUUUAAAGAACUAUUUGAGGUGAUGUGAUGGAAUCUAUGGAGUGAAUGACAUGCUGACACUUAUCCUUGUUAAGGGCAUGGCUAGUUUAAGACUAGACCCUGAUCAUGGAUAAGUAAUAAUAAUCUACUGUAUGUUGGUUUGCCUGGAUUUUACUACUUGAGGUGAUGUGAUUGCUCUGGUAUGAAUGAUAUUUGUAGUGAAAUAGAUGUUUAUUCAUGUUUAGGGCUGCACAAUGUUGAAAAUAUACCCUUAACAUGAAUAUGUAGCAAUUUGUUAUGACUGAUGUACAUGUUGAGUUGGUUGAGAAAUCAUUGAAAGGUUUCAGUCAUUUACAUACAUGUACUUGAGUUAAACACCUUCACAUUUUCAACAUGAAAUAAUCAGAUUUUAAGCAUAAAGACCUAUACAACAAGAGAUAUUAAGACACAGUGUUAUGACAGAAAUAGGCCAAGCUUAAUCAAGAUUGAUACUCUAUCAUUAAUAUCUUAUUAAUUGGAUUACCGGUAAGUUGUUUGUUUCAUGAAGAACUUGUUUAUCUGUCUGCCAGACUCACCUACAUUUCACUUUGUAAUGGAGGAGGAUAUUGGAUGUACGACUUAUAUUUGACCUUACAGGGUGGUAUAUAGAACACAUCGAAAUGUGAUGCUUAAGAAAUAUUUUCCAUAGCACAUGGUUCACCAGCAAGUCUGUGUUGCAGCAGAGAAUAAUACCGGUAUAGGGUCUGUAGUCUAGCAGAUGACAGUGGUGCUGUUAGAGUAGAUACAUCCUGCUUGUACAAUACGGACACAUGCCAAGGAGAGUUAUCUCCCAUGACAAAGCCACGGACGAAGAUGCCGGUAAUCAACUGAUGUGAGGCAGCAUGAUAUUGACGUGUGUGAAUCUGAUUUGGGGGGAAGGUAAUGACAAAUUGGACAUUUUAGAAUACAAUAUAAAGUGCUUUUUCAUUUUGUCUUUUCACAAAGAAACACUGUACAGGGGCAUAGGGAGGGUAAUUGUGACAAGCAUUUUUAAUGGCGAUUUAGUAUUUCUUUGGAGUUUUGUUUGAUAGAAUAUUUCAAUAUAUUAAUUCAAAACAGAACAUGUAGCAUGUCCAGUGUUGUUGGGGAGGUUGGGUAGCCCAGUGGUUAGAGUGUAUUGUUCAUCACACCAUUGACACAGAUUCGAUUCCCUACAUGGGUACAAUGUGGGAAGCCCAUUUCUGGUGUCCCCGGACGUGAUAUUGCUGGAAUAUUAAUGAAAGUGGUGUAAAACUAAAGUCACUCACUCACUCAAACUACUAUCAUGCACAGGUUAUUUUAAAAAAAAUAUAAAGUGCCAAGUGAUUGCACAGUAUGACUGCUGGGGCCUGAUGGUCACUCACAGUUGGGGGAAGGAUCAGGAUUCAGCACUGGGUUUGGUUGGGUCUGUCAGAGAGACUGACACUACGUUGAUUAUCAAACACAGAUCUUUAGUCGUCUAGAAAGCACUGUCAGUGUCUGCAAAUGAUAUACAUUCGUUCAUCUCAACUCAGCCAUACCAGGACUUACAACUUACAAACUGAUUUCUAUGAUGUUCACUAACAACUAUCUGUUACAUCAUGCUCACAGAUGACAUUUUACUGACAACUACUUAUAUGUGUUACUACACUACAUAUGGAGAUCACAUUUUUCUUAAUCUACAUAUUGCAGAUCAGUGCCUUUUUAACUUAGCAGUCAGUAUUCACAGUUAAGAUUACAUAUAGAGGUCACAAACUUCAUUACUAAUAUUUUUAACUUGUAUGAUACAUUUUGUUGUACACAAUUCACAAUUUGACAAAUGAUGAACACUGUUUCACGAUUCAGCACCUAUUCGCCAGUGUCACCAAUAUGACCAGUUCCUUUUUGUUGCCAAGUUACUCUCAGGUAUUGCAAGCUGCUGGAACCUUGAAUACUGUAUUGCUAUGACAACCAAUGUCAUGACGUAGGAAGGGAAUUUUGUUUUUAAAUCCUCUGUAAGUUUGUGGUUUUUUUUUAUAUUUCUCUUUUGUAAACUUUUUUUUCAGUUAAUGUAAACAAAUAAUUAUCAUUGAUAGAUAUGCACCAGAAAAACUGUCCAUUAGAAAAACGAUUGCUCUUGGCGAGAUGAAAGUGCAAUGAUAGAAAUUGUAUUUGUGUACAGGAACUUGCUGCUGCGUUACAACUGUCAUUACUGAGACUACUCACACUACAAGCCGAUAUGGUGCGAGGCAGGAGACAGUUCAUUGAUCUUAUUACUGCUGCAGGGUCAUGAGUUGAGGUAUUUACUGUGUAAAGCUUGUAAGAGAUUUUGUAUGUUUAUGUAGCAUUAUUUAUGAUGUGUUUUAUGUUUGCAUAUGUUCAGUUUGCAGGGCGAGAGUUGUCUCCCUUUGUGACUGGUUCUCAUUCUAGCGGUUGUGAUUACAUGGAAGUUGAGUCUGUGUCCUGUGUUCAGUUGAUGUGUGGUAUCCAGCUUGUUGGAUGACCAUCAUGUUCUUAUACAGAUGUCUGACUGGUCUGUUUUUGUGAGAUUGUUAAGCAUGAAAAAAGCUUAGAUAAAAAACAUGUGCAUUAACUGCUACUUGAUAAAUUUUGAAUGUAAGUUUUGAAUGAGUUAGUUUUAAUUGCUUGUUAUUUAACUGUCCCUCUGCUGUCAGGAAUAUUUCAGUUAUAUCGUGGCAGUAAGUUUAAACAGGACACAAUGAACCAGUGGUUGAUGUUAUGAGUUAUAUCCAACAUCAGGGCGUUGGGGUAGCCUAGUGGUUAAAGCGUUCACUCGUCACACUGAAGAUCCUGGUUCGAUUCACCACAUGGGCACAAUGUGUGAAGCCCAUUUCUGGUGUCCCCCGUCGUGAAAUUGCUGGAAUAAUGCUAGAAGCGGUGUAAAAGUAAACUCACUCACUCACCCAAUGUCCAGCAUCAGGAUGUGAUGCCACCAACAGGGAGGACCCACAAGGAGAUGUUCGCUCUGGCCUUAGUCUUGGUCACAACAUGUUGCCAUGCCGACGGUUGUGUCCUGAUUGAUUAGUUUCCAGAAUCAACCAUGAAAACAGACCAGUCAGCAAAAACAAUAAUGUAUAGCUACAUAUUGCUGAUUUUUAUUUUUCAUUGAAAACAUUGUGCUGUUUGGCUGUUACCUGGAGGAAAUAUUGAAUAGAACCCAGAAGUGUGAUACGAUCUAACACUGUGACCACUGGGCCGUUAGUUGUCACAUGAUGAAUGUACGAUACAUUUACACACUUAAUGCUACAAGCAUCCUUAGAGAAACUUAUGUUCAAGUCACUGAAAAAUGGCAAUUAUUUAUUGAGGCCUGAUUUGAGUACUGCCUGUGUUGUUCGUGAGCAGAUCAUGGCUCCAGGUUCUGUGAGGCCUCUGUAGGAUGUAGGAUUGCAGAGUUGCACAUUAAAUUAUACCAUCUGA